Exaiptasia diaphana is the source of this 945-nucleotide messenger RNA. Its product is annotated as protein BUD31 homolog. NCBI's taxonomy places the organism in Eukaryota, Metazoa, Cnidaria, Anthozoa, Actiniaria, Aiptasiidae. Bases 59 to 493 code for a protein of 144 amino acids. Gene Ontology annotation, cellular component: nucleus; spliceosomal complex. Gene Ontology annotation, biological process: mRNA splicing, via spliceosome. The record is from RefSeq and is a predicted model, not a curated record. The transcript is spliced from 5 exons.
AAUUUUAGUGUUAGUUUAUUUGUAAAUUUUGCUUAUAACUUUGUUACAAAUCUUGAAAAUGCCGAAAGUACGACGAAGUAGAAAGCCUCCUCCAGAAGGAUGGGAGCUUAUUGAGCCAACWCUAGACGAACUUGAUCAAAAAAUGAGAGAAGCUGAAACAGACCCACAYGAGGGGAAAAGAAAAGUAGAAGCAUUGUGGCCAAUAUUCAGAAUCCAUCACCAAAAGUCAAGAUAUGUGUACGACUUGUAUUAUAAACGCAAAGCUAUAAGUAAAGAGCUGUAUGAAUUCUGCUUAAAAGAAGGUCAUGCUGACAAGAACCUUAUAGCAAAAUGGAAAAAGCAAGGAUAUGAAAAUCUAUGUUGUUUACGGUGUAUUCAGACACGAGAUACCAACUUUGGCUCCAACUGUAUUUGUAGAGUACCGAAAAGUAAAUUGGAAGAGGGAAAGAUAGUGGAGUGUGUGAUAUGUGGUUGCAGAGGAUGCUCUGGAUAGUGCAAGUUUAGACUACAACAUGCAAAGACUGAUGUACAAAGAUUUCUUUGAUAGACAAACAGCGGUUCUUUUUAUUUGGAAAUAUGUACACAAUGCCUUGUACUCUGUUAUUGAGAGUUAAUGCCUUGCAGUCAAUCAAACCAUGUAUAUAACGUAUCCAUCUAUAUUGUACCAAAAUGUAAAAAUAAUGUUUUGUUUUCUGAGGCCUACUUCAUUAGUUUUGCUUGAAAAUGAAUGCUUUUGUCAUUGUAUUGGAUCCAUUGUAUUUUUGGCUCUUGUUGUUAAAUCAACAAAUUUGUAAACAUAAGUUUUUACUAACAUUUCCACACAACUGAGGCACUGAAGGAGGUCCACAAUAGGGCCAAAUGUUUGAAAAAACUGAUGUUUUAAAAAAACUAAUGUUUAAAAAAUCAAAGUCAAAAAUUAAAAUAUGGCUGAUCAUCUUGGUUGCA